This is a messenger RNA of Meira miltonrushii, 2436 nucleotides long. RefSeq names its product putative MEF1-translation elongation factor G, mitochondrial. Gene Ontology annotation, biological process: mitochondrial translational elongation. Bases 1 to 2436 code for a protein of 811 amino acids. The record is from RefSeq and is a predicted model, not a curated record. The transcript has a single exon. NCBI's taxonomy places the organism in Eukaryota, Fungi, Basidiomycota, Exobasidiomycetes, Exobasidiales, Brachybasidiaceae. Gene Ontology annotation, cellular component: mitochondrion. Gene Ontology annotation, molecular function: GTPase activity; translation elongation factor activity; GTP binding.
AUGAACGAUAACAAGAGAAAAGCAUUCACCUAUUCCACACCUACCAUUGCCUCACAACAAGUUCGUUUUGCAGCAGUUGCAGCAGCUACAAAUGCAAACAUUACAGAACCUGGAGCCGUUCCAAACGCGACUCAGGAUAAGAUCAAUUCGUUCCCUCUAACAGAUCUCGACUUACGUAAAUUAGGACGUCAGAGAAACAUUGGUAUUGCUGCACAUAUUGACAGUGGAAAGACAACAGUAACAGAACGAGUUUUAUUCUACACUGGAAGAAUCAAAGAUAUCCAUGAAGUUCGUGGUAGAGAUGAAGUGGGAGCAAAGAUGGACCAUAUGGAAUUGGAACGUGAAAAAGGUAUCACAAUUCAAAGUGCUGCAACCCAUUGUUCAUGGAAAGCAACACCACCAACGGAAACCAGAAGUGUAGGUGGAGAUGUAGCAGAAGACAAAGUUGGCGCAAAAGAAGAUUUCCAUAUCAACAUCAUCGAUACACCCGGACACGUUGACUUCACAAUCGAAGUUGAACGUGCUUUGCGUGUCUUGGAUGGUGCUGUCUUGGUUCUUUGUGCCACUUCUGGAGUUCAAUCACAAACUAUUACAGUCGACAGACAAAUGAGAAGAUACAAUGUCCCUCGUGUUUCAUUUAUCAACAAGAUGGACAGAGCAGGUGCAAAUCCAUGGCGUGUGAUCGAUCAAGUACGCAGUAAGCUCAAAAUGCCUGCUGCUGCCGUUCAAGUACCAAUUGGAGCAGAAGAUGCAUUUGAAGGAUUGAUCGAUUUGAUAAGAUGGAAGACAAUCUACAAUGAAGGAGAGAAAGGAAGCGUCAUUCGGGAGUCUGAUGAAAUUCCCGCUAACAUGCUGGAAUUUGCCAAACAGAAACGUGCUGAAUUGGUUGAGCAGGUCGCAGAGGUAGACGAUGAGAUGACAGAAAUCUUCUUGGAAGAAAGAGACCCAACAAAUGAAGAGCUAGCAAAAGCCAUUCGACGUGCAACGAUCAAAUGUGCGUUCUCUCCCGUCUUUUUGGGAUCAGCAAUGAAGAAUAAAGGUGUUCAAUCAAUGUUGGACGGUGUUUGUGCCUACCUGCCAAAUCCUUCCGAAGUUCCAACGGUUGCCCUAGAUGUCAGCAAGGCUGCUAAAGAACAAGCUGUGGAAGCUGCAGCAAAGGCAGUAGAAGCAGAAGGCGAAGAAGCAGUGUCAGAGGCCAAGCAAAAUGCUCCGACCCCAUCAGUCAAUCUAUUACCUGCUUCAGAAGCACCUUUGGUCGGAUUAGCAUUCAAAUUGGAAGAAGGUCGUUAUGGUCAAUUAACAUACAUGCGCAUGUAUUCCGGAACGUUGAAAAGAGGAAAUGUGAUCUUCAACGCUCGUACAGGAAAGAAGGUAAAAGUACCCAGAUUGGUUCGUAUGCAUUCAAAUGAUAUGGAAGACGUCGACAGUAUCGGACCUGGAGAAAUCUGUGCCAUGUUCGGUGUGGAUUGUUCAAGUGGUGAUACAUUUACAGAUGGUGCUCUUUCGCUAAGUAUGAGUAACAUGUUCGUUCCUGAACCCGUCAUUUCGCUUGCCUUGCAUCCUAAAUCAAAGGAAGCCAGUGCUUCUACCAACUUCAGUCGAGCAUUGAACAGAUUCCAGCGAGAAGACCCAACUUUCCGCGUUCAUAUUGAUUCAGAAAGUGGAGAAACGAUCAUCAGUGGAAUGGGAGAAUUACACUUGGAAAUCUACGUUGAACGUAUGCGUAGAGAAUACAACGUCGCAUGCGAUACCGGUAAGCCUCGAGUUGCAUUCCGCGAAACAAUCACUCAAUCUAGUUCGUUCUCGUACACACACAAGAAACAAACUGGUGGAGCAGGUCAAUUUGGUCGUGUGAUGGGAUACAUUGAGCCGAUGAAGAUGGACGAAGAAACAGGAAAAGAUACUGCUUUCGAGAAUCGUGUUAUGGGUGGAUCAAUUCCAACAGGUUAUAUUCCUGCUUGUGAAAAAGGAUUCUUUGAAGCAAUUGACAAGGGAGCACUAUCUGGACAUUCAGUCACAGGUACUCGAUUCGUGCUUGAAGAUGGUUUGGCACACAGCGUCGAUUCAUCCGAAUUGGCUUUCAGAUUGGCAGUGAUCGGUGCAUUCAGAGAAGCAUAUGCAAAAGCCCAACCCGUGAUUCUAGAACCAAAGAUGACUGUAGAAGUCGUUGCGCCCGUUGAAUUCCAAGGUGCAGUCAUUGGAGCGUUGAACCAACGUAAGGGUACAAUCGAAGAUACCGAAGUACGUGAAGAUGAAUUCACAUUGACAGCAGAAGUGAGCUUGAACGAUAUGUUUGGCUAUUCAAGUCAAUUGCGUGGAUUGACACAAGGAAAAGGUGAAUAUUCUAUGGAGUUGAAGACGUAUGCACCCGUAAUGCCAAACAUUCAAAAGGAUAUGGAAGAUGCCUACAAAAAGCAACAACAGCAGAAGAAGUGA